UCUCGCCUCGGCCUCCUUGCGUGCGGGAUUCCAUGGAGCCUGCUCGUCAGUGAGUUCUUUACUUCUUUGUGCGUAAUAUGGCGGAUGGUGUUUGCAAAAUGCCCGAGAAAAAGUCAGACUUAGCUUGUAAAACGGACAAAAGUGACCGCAGUUCUAACGACAAUGAAGAUUCCGAAUCAUCUGAGGAACAGCCGCUCGAUGUUGGAGAACAUUAUCUCGUCCGCAGGUCCAACGAAUCUUGGCAUCCAGCAGAAAUAAUCCAGACAAGGUACAACGAUGCUGAAGGCCACUAUGAAUAUUAUGUCCAUUAUGAAGGUUUCAACAGGCGAUUGGAUGAGUGGGUUCCACGAGGAAGGAUAAUGAGCUCACGGUUUGACAUGUCGGAGCAGAACUGGAAAAACAGCGAUAAAAACUCAGUUGAUCUGCUAGAUCAAUGCGACAGAAAAAUAACAAGAAACCAAAAGCGAAGGCAUGAUGAAAUUAACCAUGUUCAAAAGACGUACGCUGAAAUGGAUCCUACUACUGCUGCCUUAGAAAAAGAGCAUGAAGCUAUUACAAAAGUGAAGUACAUUGAUAGGAUCCAAAUUGGUCGUUAUGAAAUAGACACCUGGUAUUUUAGUCCCUACCCUGACGAUUAUGGCAAACAGUCCAAAUUAUGGAUUUGUGAAUUCUGCUUAAGAUACAUGCGCUUAGAGAAAACAUAUAGGUACCAUAUGAGUGAAUGCAUCUAUCGACAGCCACCCGGAAAAGAAAUCUAUCGCAAAGGAACUUUGUCAAUCUACGAAGUUGAUGGCAGUGUAGAGAAAACGUACUGUCAAAAUCUAUGUCUCCUGGCCAAAUUGUUUCUAGAUCAUAAAACUCUUUACUUCGAUGUAGAGCCAUUUCUGUUCUACAUCUUGUGUGUAGUCGAUAAACAUGGAGCACACCUUGUUGGUUAUUUUUCAAAGGAAAAAGAGUCACCAGACUGCAAUAACGUAGCAUGUAUUCUGACUUUGCCACCAUUCCAACGUCAAGGCUACGGGAAGCUAUUAAUAUCCUUUAGUUAUGAACUUAGUAAGAUGGAAGAAUUAGUUGGAAGUCCAGAGAAGCCUCUGUCGGAUCUUGGGAAGCUCUCCUACCGUUCGUAUUGGUCAUACGUCCUAUUAGAAAUUCUGCGACAUUUCCGCGGUUCUUUAUCCAUCAAAGACUUAAGCGAAUUGACAAGCAUCGCCCAAACAGAUAUCAUCUCAACAUUGCAGUCAAUGAACAUGGUGAAAUACUGGAAGGGUCAGCAUGUCAUCUGCGUCACAUCCAAAUUGGUAGAAGAGCAUAUUAAAUCAGCGCAGUAUAAAAGGCCAAAACUUAUUGUAGACCCGACAGCUCUCAAGUGGAUCCCGAGGAAACGAGAAAGUAAGACAGGAAAAAAGUAAGAGGAUAGCGGAAGAAAUCUCCCAUUUGCAGAGUGCGUGUUGAAUUAGGAUGUUGUAUUCACUUCUUCCUUAAAUGCUGUUCGUAAUAGGGUUGUUUAAUGGCCAACAGUAGGUGCCAGGUUGGAGCUAUCCUGGCAAUUCCAGUAGUGAAGCUCUGUUUCUCAGACCGAGUUGGAGCAUUCUUAUUUUCAGGCAUAAUCUGAGUACUAUUGGUCUUACAAGACAUUUGACCUUCUCCAAAGAAGUUAGUUUGAUAGUAAUUGUCAAUUUAUGCUCAGUUUUGAUAUUGCUGUGCUUUUAUUUUUUGUCUGUGGGCAAAAAAAACGCUGAAUUUUUGAGAACUGCUGUGAAAAGACGAACAAGAAAUCUAAUAAAAGAUUAUAUAAGUAAAUAUCCUUUCAGAGGAAAUAAGUAUCCACAUACAUUGGUGGAUAUUGUUUGCAUUCAUUGUGAAUUAGAGGAUUCCUCAGUUGCUAAUUAUGUAUAGUUUUGGGUUGCUCUCGUCGAAAUGAACUUCAUACAUACGUUUUGCAAGUCAGAAAACAUCUAGAAGUCCCUUAAGCGAAUAGGUUAAAUUUUCAAGUUUUGUGAAGCAAAGUGUUUUUGAGAAGUUCCUGUUCACUAAUGUUUAUACUUGUUUUCUAUUAGGUUCUCUAAAAAUUAAGAUACUCUGAGCAAAGCCUUUAUCAAAGGCUUUUUAGUGACUGAGACCUCUCGUAAUGAAUCUACAACCUGCAUAAACAUCCGCAGAAAUUCUGGGUUUACAUUUCCCUUGCUGUAAAAAUUAGAUUGAAAUCAAGCUGAAGCAAAUCUGGAGCUUUAGUAACUCAUGAUCAAAUGUAUCCCAGUGAAGCAAAAUUAUAACAAAGGUGUCUUCAAAAUCAUGUAUCGCAACUAGUAAAGUUAUAUUGUAUCAAGAUUCUAGCAAUUUACUAGUUAAACCUUGAA
Messenger RNA from Bemisia tabaci, 2357 nucleotides. It is a transcript of the gene mof, whose product is annotated as males absent on the first. Lineage: Eukaryota; Metazoa; Arthropoda; Insecta; Hemiptera; Aleyrodidae. Gene Ontology annotation, molecular function: histone H4K16 acetyltransferase activity. Gene Ontology annotation, biological process: regulation of DNA-templated transcription. Gene Ontology annotation, cellular component: MSL complex; NuA4 histone acetyltransferase complex; NSL complex. The record is from RefSeq and is a predicted model, not a curated record.